This is a messenger RNA of Phyllostomus discolor (pale spear-nosed bat), 3912 nucleotides long. RefSeq names its product ceramide kinase (gene CERK). NCBI's taxonomy places the organism in Eukaryota, Metazoa, Chordata, Mammalia, Chiroptera, Phyllostomidae. Gene Ontology annotation, molecular function: kinase activity. Bases 354 to 1943 code for a protein of 529 amino acids. The record is from RefSeq and is a predicted model, not a curated record. The transcript is spliced from 13 exons.
AGGCUGCAAAGGGGAACCGCCUCCUUCGGAGCCGGAGCCCUGCGGCCGCGCCCGGGCCAGCGCCUGGUCCUCGCAGCGCGCACCCGCCGGGACGCGAUCUGUCCUCGGGUCGCCGCGCGACCCCCUGGUCUCGCCGCGCUCGGUCCCCCGAGGUCCCCCUCCGCCCUCCCCGGCCCCGCGGCCGCCGUGCGUACGGGGUGACGCAGCGCCGCCCGCCACGCGCCCGCCCGCCCCGAGCCGCCGCCGCCGCCGCUGCCGCCGCGACCCGGCCAGGCUCCAGGGGCCGCUAACGGUCCCGCGCCCCUCGGCGUCCGCGCCCCAGCCGGGCCGAGCCGGCGCCCGGGGCUGGCGCGAUGGGGGCGGCUGAGCCGCUGCUCUCGGUGCUGUGGGUGAAGCGACAGCGCUGCGCCGUGAGCCUGGACCCGGCGCGGGCGCUGCUGCGCUGGUGGCCCAGCCCGGGGCCGGGAGCCGGCGUCCCCGGCGAGGACGCCUGCUCCUUGCCCGUGGCCGAGAUCAUCACCGUGGAGGAGACGGACCGCCAUGGGAAGCACUACGGCGGCGGCGGGAAGUGGCAGAAAAUGGAAACGCCUUUCGCAUUCACAGUGCACUGCGUGAAGAGAGCCCGGCGCCACCGCUGGAAGUGCGCGCAGGUGACUUUCUGCGGUGCUGACGAGCAGCUGUGUCACCUGUGGCUGCACACCCUCCAGGAGCAACUGGACAAUCUGACGUGCAGACCAAAGCACUUGCUGGUGUUCAUCAACCCCUUCGGAGGGAAGGGCCGAGGCAAGCGGAUCUACGAGAGGAAGGUGGCGCCCCUGUUCGCACUGGCCGCCAUCACCGCCGAGGUCAUCGUCACGGAGCGCGCCAAUCACGCCAAGGAGGCCCUGUACGAGGCAGACUUGGACAAGUACGAUGGGAUCGUCUGCGUCGGCGGGGACGGCAUGUUCAGCGAGGUCCUGCACGGGCUGGUCGGCAGCACGCAGCGGAGCGCCGGCGUGGACCAGAACGAGCCCCGGGCGGCGCUGGUGCCCAGCCAGCUGCGCAUCGGCAUCAUCCCCGCAGGGUCGACAGACUGUGUGUGCUACUCGACAGUGGGCACCAGCGACGCGGAAACGUCGGCCCUGCACAUCAUCGUGGGGGACUCGCUGGCCAUGGACGUGUCCUCGGUGCACCACAACGGGACGCUGCUGCGGUACUCGGUGUCCCUGCUGGGCUACGGCUUCUACGGGGACAUCAUUCGGGACAGUGAGAAGAAGCGCUGGAUGGGUCUCAUCAGAUACGACUUUUCAGGUGUGAAGACCUUCCUGUCCCACCACUGCUACGAGGGCACAGUGUCCUUCCUCCCCGCGCAGCACACGGUGGGCUCGCCGCGCGACGGGAAGCCCUGCCGGGCCGGGUGCUUCGUGUGCAGGCAGAGCAAGCAGCAGCUGGAGGAGGAGCAGAAGAGGUCGCUCUACGGCCUGGACAGUUCCGAAGAGGUGGAGGAGUGGAAAGUCGUGUGCGGCAAGUUCCUGGCCAUCAACUCCGCCAACAUGUCCUGUGCGUGUCCCCGGAGCCCCAGGGGCCUGUCGCCGGCCGCCCACUUGGGGGACGGGUCCUGCGACCUGAUCCUCAUCCGGAAGUGCUCCAGGUUCAACUUCCUGCGGUUCCUGGUCCGGCACACCAACCAGUGUGACCAGUUCGACUUCACCUUCGUCGAGGUUUACCGCGUCAAGAGGUUCCAGUUCGUGUCCAAGCAGGCGGACGAGGAGGAGGGCAAGCAGGGGCUCGGCCCCAUCUGCAGCCAGCACGCGUCCUGCUGCUGCACCGCCGCCAGCAGCUCCUGGAACUGCGACGGGGAGGUGCUGCACAGCCCCGCCCUGGAGGUCAGGGUCCACUGCCAGCUGGUGCGGCUGUUCGCGCGGGGCAUCGAAGGGAGUCCGACGCCAGAGCCGUGCCACUGAGACUCCCCUCCGGCCGGCCGCCCCCUCCCCGGCUGCUCCUGGAAGUGCAGGAGCUAGGAAACCACUGCAGACCGAUGACAUGGACACAUGCAUUUACACUUAGAAGUUUAUUUUUGAUAGUUAAAUCUUGGUUUUAGGAACCACGCCUUUGCCCACGGUUCCGUGGCCGCACCGGGCGGGCAUCUUCCUCUCCACGGGCGUCGCUGGGCCUCGUUUCACGCAACUGGCUCCCAGCGAGCGGUCCCUGUGGACCUGGGGCGCUGGCUUCGUGGAUCUUAGCACCUCAGACGCGCAGGCGUGGGAACGGCCAGUCAGCGGCUCUGCUGCGGCCCUUCUAGGGAUAGUGUGAGGGGCUUGCUCUCUGCCGAGGCCCCGUGGGGCCACGGGGCACCUCCGGGCACUGGGACCUGCUUUGCCAGGCUUAUCAGUAGUGGUCAGGGGCAGGGGGGCCGCGGGCUCGCUGCCCUCAUUCUACCUUUGUCCAGGCACGCGGGGAGGGCGCCGUUCCCAGGUCCUUCCUGCGGGGCACCCACAACGCAGCAGGGCCCCGGUCCCGGCACCCCCGCCCAGCGGCGGACCGCUCCAGGGGGAGAGGGCACGGAAGCGGUCACUGCGCCUCCACAACCAGCUGCCCCCACAGCAGCGGCGAGCGUUACCGUGACAAUCCGGCCGGCCGCUCGGGCAGCGGCCGCCCCGUUUACAGUCGGAACGCGAGGCUUCCUAGCUGCACAAGCAGGCGGGGGCGGGGCGGACGGAGGCGGCGGGCCGAGCGUGAGAUGCGCCCCUUGUGGCUUCUUCGUCGACGCCCGGCCCUGCCCCGGGGGACGGGGCCCCUCGUGCUGGGGGUCCGUGUGGUGCAGGCCCCCAGUGCGUGCACACGCAGCCCCCAUCUCUUCUCAUCUUCACACUCAUUUCCACACGCUCACUGGCAGCUGUGUCCUGCCCGCCCGGAGGGGUGACACGGUGUCCUCCGCAUUGUCAGGGCUGCAGCCGGCCGAGGGUCACCGCCCCUCGCGGCCUUUGGCGGCCGUGCGGUUUCACAACGCACUCGCCGUGAUCUGUGUGUGGAAGGACGCGAAAUUCCCCAUCUCGCCGUCCGGGCCCACCCGGGGCAGACCCGAGGGCAGCUCUGACAGUGUGUGUGUGUGUGUGUUUUUGAGGGACCGCAUCACUGAGGACGUUCUCGAGGCUCGAGGUUGAGUGGUUGGUGGGUGGGGAAGCCUGGGUGUAACGUGACCGUACACGGGCCAUUGCCGCUGUUUGCUCCUGGGGGAGGAAACCACAGAUGCGGGACCGGCAGCCCCGCCGGUGAGGGUCUCUCCGCAGGGGGACCCGGCGGGGCGGCAGACUGCUGCUCCUCACAGGUCUCCCGGGGCAGCCUUCACCCCUGGGGCCCCUGGGAGGUGUGUCCCACGCUCAGGUCUGCCCUGGCACUCCCUGCCCGUCCCAGCAAGGUCCAGGCCAGAGAGCAAGCCGCCCGUGUCCCACGGGAACACCAGCCACGCUGCGCAGUUCCCAGACAGCCUGGGGAGAGUUCACCGGCUGCGUGCUGACGUUAGUGAUCACACACUUGGAACUUUUGGGGGGCCGGUGUGACCAUGGGGACACUCCAAGAGCUCGCCGGCAGCCCGUGCCAGGACAGGAGUGCCUGUCGGGCGUCCCCACACGGAGGAGCCUCUGGAGGGAGCCAGCACACCUGUGCACCCGGGACCGGCAGGGGGAAAAACCCGGAGCCGAGGGCUGCUGGGGCACAUGGGGGUGCCGAGAAGGGUGGUCUGCGCCAGGGCGCCCCCUGGGGGCCAGUCCAUGCAGCGUUCCCGCUCGGGCCUACACUGUGAGCGCUGCACCUGGGACCCGUGGGCAGGAAGGGGCCGACUGUCCUCUCUAAUCUUGCUGGUUUCAGGAUUAGAAAACGGUCACUUGCUCUGAUACGUUCAACAAGACAAAAAUAAAGUUACUUUGGGCAGAA